Messenger RNA from Mitosporidium daphniae, 1749 nucleotides. RefSeq lists its product as uncharacterized. Gene Ontology annotation, molecular function: protein binding. Lineage: Eukaryota; Fungi; Microsporidia. The transcript has a single exon. The record is from RefSeq and is a predicted model, not a curated record. The coding region runs from base 1 to 1749 and encodes 582 amino acids.
AUGAAAAAGUCCAGAAACUCGGCCCGGGAGCCGCUGCCACGAUGUCAAUUUGAUAAAUUAACAACGCUUUCCCAAUUUAUCUCCAAUACGCCGCCUCCUGCAGGUGCGGUGAUAUUUGCCCCUCUGUUUGAGGAAAGAAAAAUGCUUUCCCCGGCGCCACUGCUCGAUCAAGAGGAAAAUGAUGGCGGCAAACAGGAGGGAAAUGAUACCCUUUCCUCAAUCAUCUGUUCAGAUGAUUCUUUAAUCCUUGUAAAUACAAACCUAUAUCAAAGCUUCUGUAGCGCUUCUUCAGCAGAAAGGAUCAACUUUCUUUUCAACCAAGUUCCUCUCAACAUUUCCAAAUCACAGCUUUCCAGUCUGGUGGUCAGACUAAGGACACAUCUAAAAGUCGAUCCCUUUUCUGUGCUUCCUUACGAGAUGUGCGCACGAAUUGCAACACAUCUUGACGCCGACUCUAUGCUACUUGCAAGAUGUGUUAGUCGGCGGUGGAGGGAGCUCGUCGAUCCAAUGGAGCAGCUUUGGAGGAAACACUUGGACGAAGACUCCAUAGGCGGCUCCUCUUCCAGCCAUUUUUGCUCCUCGCCUGGUGAGGGCAGGAGUUUUGAAAAAUUCUUUGAUCAUCUUUUGGCCGAAAGGUCGAUGCGCUUUGCCUGGUUCCAUGCCCCUCCUUUACGGAUAGACGUUCCAUGCCACAACCGUGCCGUUAUAACGUGCCUUCAAAUUUUGGAUUCCGAUUCGUCCUUUGCUAGUGCCUCUGACGAUGGCUCGGUGCUUCUUUGGCAGAUUUCGCCGCCAAAGGUGAUUUUUGCACUGCUUGGCCAUACUGGCGGGGUCUGGUGCAUCCACUCCAUUGGGAAUCUGCUCCUAUCUGGCUCAACUGAUCGUACACUUCGUCUAUGGAACAUCCAGACAGGGUUAUGUGUCGGUAUUCUUCGAGGACAUUCCUCUACCGUCAGAUGCGCCUCGUUGGUUGCUUCUCCUCUCACAGGGGCUCAUUCUAUAUUGGCAAUUUCGGGUUCCAGAGAUGCAACCCUGCGGGUUUGGGAUUUGGAGAGCAUGUCCACUCGAUUUUUAUUGGAGGGACAUACGGCGGCGGUCCGGUGUAUUGCCGUCGAUGGAAACAUUCUCGUCUCUGGGUCUUAUGAUUCAACGGCAAGGAUAUGGGAAAUCAGCACCGGCCAUUGCCUCCAUGUUCUUAUAGGGCAUAUGGCCAAAAUUUACUCUGUUGCAAUCCUUGACAACAUGGUUGCAACGGGCGCCAUGGAUUCGAACAUCUUGCUCUGGGAUAUCAAGACCGGUCAAUGUCUGUCCAUUUUGGAGGGUAUUCAUUUGAGUGCAAUUUAUUAUUGUAUAGGAAUGCGAGGCAUCAUCGGGUCGCUUUCCUUUCUCGAUUCUGAGCGUCUUGUCUCUUCUUCUACGGAUGGUUCGGUGCGGAUUUGGGCCAUCAAAAUGCCUGGUGAGUGUAUCCAUAGGUUACGAACCGACAACGCUGCUGCGGUGGCCUUUUUACAGGCAAAUUCGACCAUCAUUGUUGCUGGCUCUGAUCGAGUUCUUCGCAUGUGGGAGACCGCAUCUGGGCGCCACAUCAGGGAUCUCAUAAAUGAUGUGGAUUCCAUUUGGCGCCUUGCCUUUAACCAUAAUUUUUGCGUCGUUGGCUGCCUUAAAAACGGCAUCACUACUCUUUCGUUCCUGUAUUUUUCAUGGCCAUCUCACGGAACCAUCUAUCGCAAUAACCCUAAAUUAAUGUAG